GCCACAGUUCAAUAAACUAGUCAUGUAAAAUAGCUAACUCACUUGUGCAUGUGUUUUAUUUAAUAAGAAAAGGCUUCAAACUCAAAAGAUGUUCGGCGGAGACGAUGAAGACGGGGACUUCUUGUCUCCCACAGGAGGUGGUGUGACUGCACCGGGGAACAAGAGAUCAGGGAUAACCCAGGACGGAAGUGUUGGAACGUAUGCUAGAAAGAUUUUGACUCACACAUGCAAAUGGACUGCCCCUCCUCAUCCCAGUUCUUUACCAUCGGACAUGAGAGCUUAAAGGCUUUCAACAUGUCAGUUCUGGGAGAUGCCAAUGAUUACCAGUGGAAGGAGUUCCAGGGGGCCAAGUUGGCCUCCCUGUUUGGACUAGACCAGGAAGCCAGUCAGGGAAAUGAGUCAUUCCAGUACACAGCGCCAAAACAGCCCAGAAAGAGCUCCAAUUCAGCACCAGCCGCACAGAAAUCAGCUCCACCACCUGGAGCUCCUGCAGUUUUAUUCGCCACACCAGUCCAAGCCUUCAGAUGUAUUAACGGACAGUAUGUGAAGCAGGGCAAGUUGGGAGCAGCCGUACUGGGCAACCACACAUCAAAAGAGUACAAGCUUCUUCUGUACCUGAGCCAACAGAAACAAGUGACAAUUGCCAAGAUUCAUAUGGGCUUUGUUUUCACGGUACAGCCAAACAAUUACUGCACUUUUUAUGAUGACCAGAGGCAAAACUGGUCCCUAAUGUUUGAAUCAGAGAAAGCUUCAUCAGACUUCUGCAAAGAGGUAUGUUUGGCGAAGGCAAACAGCGCAGCCUCUUUAGAUGCUGUGGUGAUUCAGGAUCUGAGUCUUGGUGAGGGCCAGGCGGUAGAGAAUGGAGACUCUUUGGAGGUGGUGUAUACAGGCUGGCUCCUGCAGGACCACGCCAUCGGACAGAUGUUUGACUCCAACCAGAACAAGGACAAGUUGCAACGAGUGAAAGUUGGAACUGGAAAACUGAUCAAAGGCUGGGAGGAAGGAAUGCUGGGGAUGAAGAAGGCAGGCCGUCGUCUCAUUGUCAUCCCACCCAGCCUAUCUUACGGAUCCAAGGGAGUCCCCAACCGUGUCCCGGCUAACAGCACUCUUAUUUUUGAAGCAGAGCUCCGACGGGUUAAGUUUUCCAAGGACAGUGGGUCUGACAGGGCCAGUGCCAGCUCCAGAGACUCUGCUGCUCCCUCCCCUGCUCCUUCCCCAGCCCCCAGUGUGGAGAAUCUGGUCCCAGAGCCCGCAGUACAGACCACCGCCUCAGGUCCAGGCAGACCAGGGGAGCCACCACUUCGUGCAAAGUCAAACUCGCUCAGUGAACAACUGGCAAAUCCAGAUGCCACAAAAGCCAAGCUGAUCUCUCGCAUGGCAAAGAUGGGCCAGCCCAUGUUGCCCUUUCUGACAGGAGUGGCCAGCCAGCCCGAAUCCAGUGACUCUGAGCUUGAGGACACCAGUAACAGCAGAGUGAAGGAUCGGUCUGCGGCUCCAUCUCCAGUGCAGAUCUCCACUGCUGCUCCAGUUUCAGCACACGGUUUUCCUGCAGUACAUCCUCAUCCUCACACUGCUCCACCUUCUGCCUUACUUCCUGUUAUGACCACUGUUGCCCCACAGCCUGGGCUGACAGGCAACAGCCAUGCCUUUCAGACCUCUGUGACUGCAUCUCAUCUCCAGCCUGUUGGCCACGUCUACCCUGCACAAACUGUCCCAUACAUGGGCUCCAGUGAUGUGACUUCCUUCUUGAUGACUGAGGCCCGACAACACAACACAGAGAUCCGAUUAGCUGUUGGAAAAGUAGCAGAUAAAGUGGAUCAUCUGGCCUCAAAGAUAGAUGACCUUCAAAGGCAGGGAAGUCUUUCCAUGGGUGUGUCUAGUAUGUCGAUGGAAACCUCCAUGAUCAUGCACAACAUCCAAAGAAUUGUCCAGGAAAAUGAAUGUUUAAAAAAGGAAGUUUUUGAGAAAAGCUCUCGCAUUGAUGAGCAAAACCGCAAGAUCGGGGAGCUCAUCAACCAGAACCAGAGGUACAUGGAGCAGAGUAACCUGCUACUGGAACAGAGGAAUGACUCCCUCAAGUCAUCCAGUGAGCAGAACCAGGCCAGAUUACUGCAGGCUGAGCAGGACAAGCAUGCACUGCCUCAGGACCUGGGCUCCGGCCAGGUUCGUCUGACAGAGGAUCUGGCUUCGUCCACGGCCCGGCUGUCUCAGGUGCAGCUGGAAGCUUCAGCUCACCAGCAGAAGGCCGCGGAGCUGCAGAGUAAACUGAACUCAGCGCUGCAGGACAGUGAGAGCCACAGCCAACGCAUCGCUGCCCUGGAAGCACAGCUGGAAAAGCUGAUGGAGGCAGUAGAGAGGGCCCAGGCUCAGUACCGCUCAGAGAAGCAAAGACGCAAAGAGAUGGAGCUGAAAGUCAACAACAUGGAGGAGGAACUGCAGGACCUAAAGACUGAUAAAGAGAGCCUAGAACGUAUGCUUUCGGAAAGGAAGAAGAAGUGGCUGACUGACCGUCAGCGUCGGGAUGAGGAGGUGGAGGAGCUCCGCAAGAGCAGCCAGCAGGAGCUCGACAACCUCCGAGCUCAACUUCGCAAGGCCAGGACCAGCACUGAUAACACUGCAUCUGAACAGUUGUCUAAGCUGCAGGCGGAGCUGGAGGAGGAGUGGAAGGGGAAAUGUGAUCAGAUGAUGGCCUCUGCUAAAGAGCAGCACAGUAGAGAGCUGGCUAAUCUAACAGAGCAGAGAGAUGCUCUGCAAGACAAGCUUACCCACCUACAGGAAAAGUUAACGAUUCUGAAGCAGUCAAGAGAUUCAGAAAGUUUGCUACAGCACUGCGGACAGACUGAAGAGCCGCAAGCCCUUCACGAAAAAUACACAGCCUUGGAGCGGCAAGGAGUAGCUGUUAAGGAGAAACUGGAAAGAAGAGUGGCUGAACUGGAGCAGAAACUGACAGAGCAGGAGAGUUUAAGAGACACUGCAACAGAGGUUAAGCGUGUGAUGAACGGAGUGUUUCAUUCUUUGCGAGGGGAGUUUGACCUCAGUGAAUCUUACAGUGGGCAGGCUGUGCUGGGGGUGAUUGUCACUACCAUUAAGAAUGUAACCCUGCAGCUGCUCAGUGUCACAGACAGAUCUUCACUGAAUCCGAGUAAGAAGAAAGAGGAAGUGGAGGAAGAGGAGGAAGAAGAAAGUGAUGAUAUGAAACAAAGAGAGGAGGUAACUCAUCAGAAUGUACAUGUGAAUGGAGAGAAAGAAAUCAAAGAGGAUGAAAAGGAAGAAAAAGAGCAUGUAGCUGAAUCGUAUUCUCACCAAGACAGUGAGAUCCAGAUGGAUCAGGAAGUAGCAGCAGAGAAGGAGACAGAGACAGCGUUAAAGAUACAAAGUGAGGCAGAGACAUUAGAGACCACUGGUCUCCAUCCACAAACACCACAAGAGACAGCAGCAGCAGAGUCUGAAGUACAGCAGGAACAGCCAGAACACUCUGUUGCUGAAACAUCUACAGAAGAAAAAGACACCAACAAGUAUGCAGAUCGAGAUGGUGAACCUGGUGAGGGUUCACCACCUGAGGAUGGACAGGAAACGGUGUCAAAAAGAAAUGCUGCAGUGAGCAGUGAGGUGGACAAAGGGACCGUGGACGAAGGAGAGCAUGUAGGAGAAAUUAAUGCUGCUUCUCAAAAAGCCUUUGGACCCCCAACUGACCCACCUCCACUACCGAAUGCACUUCAGAACAGCUCAGGAGAGGACAAAAGUUUUACGGGGGCAAUGGGUGAGGAUAAUGGAGAGGAGCCAUUUUUCCAGAUCACAACUCCUGCUGAAGCACCCGAAGCACCCGGCGAGGAGGAAGAGGAGGAUGAGAUGAGCUUGAAGGGGCGUCCCCCCCCUGCCCCUUUGUUUGGUGAUGAUGAGGAUGAUGAUGAUCUGGACUGGCUGAACUGAGAUGGAACCAGAAUAAUACAAGUCUGCAUCUUAAUUUUCAACACAAAAACUGGCGCGAUGUGCUUUACCAGCUGUGUCUGCUGCAUGGUGGAGCAGUUAAGAUGACGAGAGAGGCCUUUGCUGAUGACCUUGAUUGGAUGGAGAAGUCAGACAGCCUGGCUCUUCACCUGUGUGUUGUCAUGCUGACUGACAGCUGCUGCCACAGCAUCCUGAAGGACAAAGCUACAAUUUCAGGCUCUGAUUUUGAUUGAAAUAACAAGCCUGUAAUUCACAGAAGAAUCAAACCAUACUUUUAAAUAAUUAUGUGAUAUCUGUUGGUGAUGCAAUUGAAUUCCAAAUUUUUACAUGGCACUGUAGCAGUUGAUUUGUUGAAUCAACAGUAAUACUGUUGUUAGUGGUUUCAGACUGUACCAUUACAGGUUAAUUAUUAGCUUGCUGCUUUAAGAAUAGAACUUUUACACAAUUUUGCUAACCAGAAAUGAAUUCCAGAAAAUAAAUGACAUUGAAAAACGGG
Messenger RNA from Siniperca chuatsi (mandarin fish), 4444 nucleotides. RefSeq names its product FKBP prolyl isomerase family member 15b (gene fkbp15b). The transcript has 31 exons. The record is from RefSeq and is a predicted model, not a curated record. Lineage: Eukaryota; Metazoa; Chordata; Actinopteri; Centrarchiformes; Sinipercidae. Gene Ontology annotation, cellular component: growth cone. The coding region runs from base 226 to 3930 and encodes 1234 amino acids. Gene Ontology annotation, molecular function: peptidyl-prolyl cis-trans isomerase activity.